This is a messenger RNA of Epithele typhae, 540 nucleotides long. RefSeq names its product phospholipid methyltransferase. Gene Ontology annotation, molecular function: S-adenosylmethionine-dependent methyltransferase activity. Gene Ontology annotation, biological process: phosphatidylcholine biosynthetic process. The coding region runs from base 1 to 540 and encodes 179 amino acids. The record is from RefSeq and is a predicted model, not a curated record. Lineage: Eukaryota; Fungi; Basidiomycota; Agaricomycetes; Polyporales; Epitheliaceae. The transcript is spliced from 3 exons.
AUGCGCUGUCCGCUCACUCCGCCCUGGUGCAGAGUACAGAAACAAGACGAUCACGCGUGCUUGGGUGGAAACGCCAAGUACGGUUGCUACUUCCUCGCACUCUGCAUCUUCUCUGCCGGAAUGGUGCGCGACGCUAUCUUCCACGAAGCUCUGUCCGAACAACCCCGCACGCAGCUCCUCCCUGAGCCCUUGAACAUCAUUGUGCCCGUCGCGCUCUUCGUCAUGGGUCAAACCUUCGUCAUCACCUCCACCUAUGCGCUCGGAAUCACCGGCACGUUCCUCGGAGACUACUUCGGCAUUCUCAUGGACCACCGCGUCGAGGGCUUCCCCUUCAACGUCCUCCGCGACCCUAUGUACGUCGGGAGCACUCUGUCGUUCGCCGCUACCUCGCUCUGGUACGAGCGUCCCGCAGGCCUGCUCAUCACGCUCUACGUCUACAUCGUCUACGUGAUCGCGCUCCGCUUCGAGGGUCCCUUCACCGACAUGAUCUACGCAAACAAGGCGGCAGCGGACAAGGCGGGCUCCAAGAAGGCGCAGUGA